AUGUACUAUUCCUGUCUUGCCUUCUCAGCAUCAGCUCUGAAACGGCACCUCGAAGGCUAUAUUUCCCUUGGUCUCCCGCGGCUGGAUUUAGAGUCGUGCGCUCCCCUUGUGGACGCUCUUCUCGUUUCCCUCAAACUUUUGCCAUUCCAGGAGCCAGGUUAUAAUACCAAUGAGAUGCGGAGUAUAGUCACGGGAGAAAGUGCUGGUGGGGGCUUUUCAGAACACAGUUUGCACAGUAUAAUGUGCUGGGCCGACCAUCACGAUUCAACCCAAUCCGCUGGGCCGUAUUUGUCGUUGCUCGCAAGAUUACGGAGCGACAGAACAUUACAAGACAUAUGGGACCGGACGACGAAAAGACUAGGUCCUGAUUCACCUCACACUUUCCAGUCGGCUUAUGGCUGUGUGGAAGCUCUUGUCGAAGUUGGAAGCCAUAGAAAAGCUGUAACCUAUCUCAGACAGAUAUCAAAAUGCGCCAAUGGUAAUCUACCAGGUCUAUCUAACUUCAAGGGUUUAAGAGGUCUCCUCGCAGCCGAACGAGUGGCCCAUGCAAUUCCACAGCUUGCGGGGAAGGAGUAUCCUAGCAUUCUUGAAGCGCAACUAGAAGAUAUGGAGAAGAGACUCGGAGUUACUUGGAAUAGACGGAAAUCGGUCCAUACGAGCAUCUCCAACCCGCUCUACGUCAGUUCUGAACAACCGCUCCUGACAAUCGAUGGCGACAGUGCAGGGUAUGAUAGCAACAUGCGCCUAAUCGCAGAGAUUGAAGCUCUCGGAUGUUCAAAAUCGAUGCUGGAGCUAGGCAGGAUCGCUAACCUGCUGGACGAAUUUGAAGGGGAUCAGAUUCGCGUCCCCAUACCGUAUAAGGAUGCUGCACCUUAUGACUUCGCUUGGUUUCCACAGCGGUCCCCGAUUGAAUUACCAAACAACACUUUGCCCGUAGGAAUUGACCAGUUUAGUGUGCGGCCGUCCUCGGCUUUGGGAUUACUUCGUGUCAGACCACACAGCCAUGGGAUAUCCCUAGCGUCUGAAUGUUGCCUACAUCUGAUGCAGCUUGGCUACCUGGUCGCGAGGCCCAAAUCGGCCCAAACUUGGGAAGAGACAGGCCAUAUCGUGACUUGGGACCGUGCCUUUGGUCGAUUCGUUGCCGUUUUUGUUGGGAAAAGCUGUGGAGCUCUAGAUGCUGAGAAACAGUGGAUCGUCCCAAACCCAUUGUUUGGCCUCGAUGCAGUUAUGAGGGUCUCUCCUGGAAAUGAUCUACCCGAACAGAAGGAUACCAAUCCUCCAUUCAGACAUUCUUACCCAGUGUACUAUGUGGACGCAGACCCAGGACCAGAUCUCGUAUAA
Molecule: messenger RNA, 1341 nt
Organism: Aspergillus nomiae NRRL 13137
Lineage: Eukaryota; Fungi; Ascomycota; Eurotiomycetes; Eurotiales; Aspergillaceae
Exons: 1
Coding region: 1-1341 (446 amino acids)
Source: RefSeq, a predicted model, not a curated record